Molecule: messenger RNA, 1405 nt
Organism: Notolabrus celidotus (New Zealand spotty)
Lineage: Eukaryota; Metazoa; Chordata; Actinopteri; Labriformes; Labridae
Gene: psmg2
Product: proteasome (prosome, macropain) assembly chaperone 2
Exons: 7
Coding region: 167-955 (262 amino acids)
Biological process (GO): proteasome assembly
Cellular component (GO): cytosol; nucleus
Source: RefSeq, a predicted model, not a curated record
CGAUUCAGUCAUCAGCAGUCGACGGUAAAGCACGAGCACUGAAAGGUCCACAACACCAGGCAGUGAAACAGAAGUGAUAAAACUACCGGGGAUAUUAUUUUAAGGAAAACAAACAUUUUAUUUAUUAUUCUUCACCAAUUUGUAUUUCAGCCAACUGAGCAGCGCCAUGUUUAUCUCUUCACAAAACUCACCGCCCUCAUUCAAAGAUUUCACCCUCGUCAUGCCAGCAGUUGCUGUUGGUAAUGUGGGCCAGCUGGCUGUAGACCUCAUGGUGUCCACACUUAACAUGAAAAGAGUGGGCCACAUUCACACUGACUGUCUCAUCCCCAUGGCUGGGAACAACCCGUACGCCACCAGCAGUGAGGAAGUGGAGGAGCUGCACACACCUGCAGAAGUGUACACAGCAGCAGAUCUGAAGUUAGCAGUUCUUCAAAUCAGGGCACCAAUUAUUCAGACUAAAUCCAAAAAGUUCAGACAGCUGCUUGUAACUUGGAUUAAAGCCAGCGGGUUCUCCAGGACUGUCGUUCUGUCGAGCAGCCACGCCUACCAGAGGGACGACCAACAGAUGCAAGGCACUGCAUUGAGGUACCUGGUCACUCCGUCUCUGCUGAAGCUGAGUGCGGACACAUUCAAAGAGCUCAGCUGGAGGGAAAUGGAGCGAGUGCAAGCCUUUCCAGGAGUGACGGAUGUCAACACAGAGCCGCGCCUGUACAUCCCUGGAGGAGGAAUAACCAAAGGACUCUACACAGACAGCUGUGCAGAGGAUCUCCCACUGGCUGUGCUGCUGCUCUUCUGUUCGGAGGGCGACAACAUCCCAGACGCCUUCACGCUCAUCAAUCACCUGAACGACUGGCUGCAUCUGCUGGACAGUCCUAGCCAACAGCCCAAUAAGUGGAAGAUCCCUACUUCCUGGAGUCUCCUAUUUGGCAGCGGCAUUCCUCCAGCACUCUUCUGAUACACACAUACUGGUAUUUGUUUUUUGCUAUAUUUAGCACAGCUUCUGGGAAAUGCAGUGAACUCUAAAAAUGCUUGGAUGUUUUCUUUGACAUUUGUAUUUUACAGAGCUUUGUGAAAUAUUCACUCGUGAAAAUCUGAUUGGGGAAAGGAUGAUUGUUUUUGGUACCCUAAGCUGAUAAUACCUGGGGCAAGGACUGGGGAUAGGACACUGUGUCGUCUAAACAACGUCAUGUGUUGAGUUUACCUGGCGUGACAGACUUCACAACAUGGUUUUAAACUGAUCCUACCUGUCUGCUUUUUGACUUGCAUCCCAGUUUACCAUGAUCUUUUUAUGUAAAAACAUAACAUCAUACACAGGAACAGAUCCAAACAUGCACUUCAGUAGUACUAUUGUAUACUAAAGAAUAUUAUUGUUAUAGUUUUUUUUCAAUAAAAGAUUCUUACAAAA